AGGAAGAAGACGAUCGCUUGAUCUUGAGAGUGAUGACAAAAGCUUCGAAACGUGUUCGUCAUCCCUUACGAUAAAGACUAUUAAAAUAAUCGAGAGCGAAAGAGCAAUUCCGAUUACGACUCUGUCUUUUCUACAUAAAGAGACGAAGAUAAAGAUCACAGAGGAAGUGAAAAGACUAUGGCUCUGAAAGGGAUUCUCGGUUUCGAACACGGGAUAGUUCAGGCGCCGUUAGGACCUGAUAUCUCCGGUCCGGAGCUUGUAGCUGCCGUCGCUAACGCCGGGGGGAUCGGUCUUCUCCGAUGUCCUGAUUGGGAGUGUCCUGAUUACGUGAGAGAGAUGAUAAGGAAGACGAAGACAUUGACUGAUAAACCAUUCGGGAUGGGUGUUGUUCUUGCGUUUCCUCAUGAGCUCAACGUGAAGACGAUCUUGGAAGAGAAGGUUGCUGUGUUGCAGCUUUAUUGGGGUGAAUGUUCUAAGGAGCUUGUUGAUGAUGCUCAUAGUGCUGGAGUCAAAGUUGUUCCUCAGGUGGGGAGUGUUGAAGAAGCUAGAAAGGCUGUUGAUGUAGGAGUAGACGCGAUUAUUGUUCAAGGGCAUGAAGCAGGAGGGCAUGUUAGUGGGAAGGAUGGUCUCUUUUCACUGUUACCAAGAGUAGUUGAUCUGGUUGGGGAAUGCGAUAUUCCGGUUAUCGCUGCUGGAGGGAUUGUGGAUGCACGUGGUUAUGUUGCGGCCUUGUCACUUGGUGCUCAAGGUGUCUGUCUAGGCACAAGGUUUGUGGCGACGCAUGAGAGCUACGCACACCCAAUAUACAAAAGGAAGUUGAUCGAAUAUGAGAAAACCGAAUACACAGAUAUCUUUGGACGAGCAAGGUGGCCUGGUGCACCACACCGUGUUCUGGAGACGCCUUUCUUCGAUGACUGGAGAUCUCUUCCUUCCCAUGAAAAUGAAGUCGACCAGCCUGUUAUUGGACGUUCUACCAUACAUGGCGUAGAAAAGGAGAUAAGACGAUUUGCAGGAACUGUACCCAACAUGACAACAACGGGUGACUUAGAGAGUAUGGCGAUGUAUGCAGGCCAAAGCGUAGGCCUCAUCAAAGAGAUUUUACCGGCUGGAGAGGUAGUGAAAAGUCUUGUGGAAGAAGCUCAGCUUCUGAUUCUCAAAAAGUUCAACAAUGUUGCAUGAUGCACACAGUUGCAGUAUCAUAUCGUGAGAGAACAAAAACUUUACUGCUUUUGGAAUCUGAUGUGAAUAGUAUAUCAUCUUAGUAUAAUAAGGUACCCCUUCUGGAUAUCCUGUGUUGUUUGCUGUCGAUAGAAAUAUAGUGUUCUUACUGUGUACUUCCUUGUACAACCCAUAUAUAGCUAUUACAGUCUUCUCCACACAUCUUUAUUCAUAUUCAGUUUCUAUAACUAA
Molecule: messenger RNA, 1410 nt
Organism: Brassica rapa (field mustard)
Lineage: Eukaryota; Viridiplantae; Streptophyta; Magnoliopsida; Brassicales; Brassicaceae
Product: nitronate monooxygenase
Molecular function (GO): nitronate monooxygenase activity
Source: RefSeq, a predicted model, not a curated record